Papaver somniferum (opium poppy) is the source of this 2002-nucleotide messenger RNA. RefSeq names its product 1-aminocyclopropane-1-carboxylate synthase-like. Bases 208 to 1683 code for a protein of 491 amino acids. The transcript has 4 exons. Gene Ontology annotation, biological process: amino acid metabolic process; biosynthetic process. NCBI's taxonomy places the organism in Eukaryota, Viridiplantae, Streptophyta, Magnoliopsida, Ranunculales, Papaveraceae. Gene Ontology annotation, molecular function: transaminase activity; pyridoxal phosphate binding. The record is from RefSeq and is a predicted model, not a curated record.
UUCUCUGCCUCUCUAUUUACUUUCUUGUCAUUUCCUUCUCCUUUCUCAACUGCAUGCCUAUAUAUAUAUAUAUAUCCCUACUCGAUCCUUCUUCAUUAAUCUAAUCAGUGAUCAGCUCAAUAACUCUUACUCUCAGACUCUCUUUCUCUACUUCUUUUUUAUCGUACACGUACUCUCUUCUCUAUCUAGCCAAGCAAGUCUAACUAAAUGGGUUUCGCUGUAAACAGUCAAAACCUUCUUUCUAGAAUUGCAAACAGUAACGGACACGGCGAAGAUUCUCCAUAUUUCGAUGGAUGGAAAGCAUAUGAUAAUGAUCCUUUUCAUCCAACUGAUAAUCCUAAUGGAGUCAUUCAAAUGGGUCUUGCUGAAAAUCAGCUAUCCUUUGAUUUAGUUGUAGACUGGAUUAAGAGACAUCCAGAGGCUUCAAUAUGUACUAACCAAGGAGUCAACGACUUCAUGGAGCUCGCUCUCUUUCAAGAUUAUCAUGGACUAUCUACUUUUCGAGAGGCUAUUGCUAAGUUUAUGGGGAAAAUAAGAGGAGGUAAGGCUACUUUUGAUCCGGAUCACGUAGUUAUGAGUGGAGGAGCUACUGGUGCUGCUGAAACUAUUGCCUUUUGUUUAGCUGAUGCCGGUGACGCGUUCCUCGUUCCUUCGCCAUAUUAUCCGGCAUUUAGUCGAGACUUUGGAUGGAGGACAGGGGUGAAGCUAAUUCCAAUCGUCUGCGAAAGUUCUAACAAUUUCCGCAUCACCAUUACGGCAUUGGAAGCUGCAUAUCAGAAAGCCCAAGAAGCUAACAUUAAAGUCAAAGGUUUACUCGUAAACAACCCUUCAAACCCAUUGGGGACUGUCCUAGAUAAGGACACACUACAAUCCCUUGUGAAGUUCAUCAAUGAAAAGAAAAUACAUCUGGUGUGCGACGAAAUUUAUGCUGCCACCGUUUUUGAAAAACCUGAUUUUGUAAGCAUCUCUGAGGUAGUCGAAGAAACUAAGGAAUGCAAUCGCGAUCUCAUCCAUGUUCUAUCUAGUCUUUCAAAGGAUAUGGGACUUCCAGGCUUUAGAGUUGGAAUUAUUUAUUCGUACAACAAAAGUGUAGUAAAUUGUGCUCGAAAGAUGUCGAGUUUCGGAUUAGUUUCUACACAAACACAACAUUUUGUUGCGUCAUUGCUUUCAGAUGACGAGUUUGUUGAUCGGUUUCUCUCCGAGAGUUCGAAGAGGUUGGCGAAAAGACAUAACAUGCUUACACAAGGCCUCAAGGAAGUAGGAAUUGGUAGUUUGAAGAGUAAUGCAGGUUUAUUUUUCUGGAUGGAUUUACGGAGUCUUCUUAAAGAGCCGACUCUCGAAGCCGAGAUGUCAUUAUGGCGUGUUAUCAUCAACGAUGUUAAACUUAACGUGUCACCUGGUUCUUCUUUUCAAUGUUCAGAAGCUGGAUGGUUUCGGGUUUGUUUUGCAAACAUGGAUGAUGAAACAGUGGAAAUCGCACUUGGAAGAAUCCGAAACUUCGUGGCGCUGCAAGUGAAGGAUAACAAUUCAUCAGAAUCACCUCCACUAGCGAAGAAACCACGAUGGAAGAACAAUCUUCGUGUCAGCUUUUCUCGAAGGUGCGAAGAGAUUAUUAUGACACCAAGAAUGAUGUCGCCUCACUCCCCCAUGCCUCACUCACCUCUUGUUCGUACGAGAACUUAAUUAUUGAUUGAUAAUCAAGAUUAAUUGAUUAACAUCGGGUUGUAGCCUAAUUUGUCUUAAAUUGUGCGUAUAAAAUUAGUAGCACUAGUAUCUAGGUUUAGAAAAUGUUUGCGAAACCGAUUGCUGAGUUGUUAGAAUAAUUGCUACCGUCCCAUUUUUUGAAUUGCAAAUGUCUGCAUUCUGUAUGGGACAGUGAUAAAUAGAGAUGCUCAUCUGUUUUUUUCAUUCCAAAAUUGAACUGGUUUGAUAACAGAUACACAAGUGAAAAAUAUAUUAAUAUAGAAAUAAAGAAGUGAAAUAUUUGACUGUUGGAGUUUAA